AUCUAUUACAUUUAUUGAGGUAUGGUGAAGCACAGUUCCAAGCCAGUUUCUGGGCGAGCAUGGAAGCAGAAGAAAGAGUGCAGAUUUUCUUCUCUGGCAAAGGACAAGCAGUCUACCUCAACCUUUGGAACUAAGAUGCAAUUAAAAGACCAGAAGAAGAAUGUACAAGCGAUUCUUAAUAAGAUUCAAUCAGACAGAGUUGCCGAGAGUGAGGCAAAGAAUGCAAGAAUUGCUGAGAACAGAACAAGGCGAGCAGAAAAUGAAAGGAAACAGGAAAUUGUUCAGAAGAUAACAAAUACGAAGAAGCUAAAGAAGAUCAAGAAGAAGCACUUGAGAAGUAUUGAAACUCGAUGAAGUUUUACAGACUGCUGCUAGAGUCCAUAAUUUCUGUAUUUUCCCCUCUAGUUCUAGGGAUCUGCAUAUUUGUCAGAUUGGGCCAUUUUAUUUUUGGGUUUAGUUUAUUUUUCCUGUGACGAGCAAUUUAAACAAGAAUUUGCUACUGUUGAAUCUAAUUUAUUAGUUUUACUUAUAUUAUAUA
Molecule: messenger RNA, 538 nt
Organism: Bolinopsis microptera
Lineage: Eukaryota; Metazoa; Ctenophora; Tentaculata; Lobata; Bolinopsidae
Exons: 5
Coding region: 22-354 (110 amino acids)
Cellular component (GO): nucleolus
Source: RefSeq, a predicted model, not a curated record